This is a messenger RNA of Acyrthosiphon pisum (pea aphid), 2540 nucleotides long. RefSeq lists its product as uncharacterized. Lineage: Eukaryota; Metazoa; Arthropoda; Insecta; Hemiptera; Aphididae. The transcript is spliced from 3 exons. Gene Ontology annotation, cellular component: nucleus. The record is from RefSeq and is a predicted model, not a curated record. Gene Ontology annotation, molecular function: DNA binding. Bases 122 to 2464 code for a protein of 780 amino acids.
GUUCUGGUUAUCACUUUUCAUAAUAUUCUUAACAAAACGGAUAAGCAUAAUACAAUCGAAUUUUAUUUUUGUUCCUCAAAUUUUUUAUUAUUUAUUGUUCUUGGCUACAAUAAUAGCUUAAAUGGCACCUCAUACAAAAAAUAAACCAGUUGCCAAGAGAUUUAAGUACUCGCCAAAUAAAAUAAAAUUAGCUUUAUCUGCAAUGAAAGAAGGUAUGAGCUCUUUAAAAGCAAGUCAAAUGUACAGUAUUCCACGGACAACUUUAAGAAACAAAUUUUCUGGUAAAUCUCCUGAGGUGUCACUAGGUCACAGUGGUACAUUGUCAAUUUUGGGUAAUGAGAAUGAACAAUUAUUAGUAGAGUGGGUACUUGCUUCCUCAAAAAUGGGCUUCCCUGUGGAUAGAGAAGGAUUAUUAUCUUCAGUAAAAAAACUUGUUGAUGAAUUGAACUUAAAGACACCAUUUACUAACAAUAGACCUGGGAGAAAAUGGUUUUACAGUUUUAUGCAACGCCACAAAAUUCUGUCCCAAAAACAUGCCGAAUAUGUUAAUCGUGCAAGAGGGUCUGUAACUGAAGAGAAAAUAAGGAACUGGUUCACCGAAGUAUAUGGUUUAUUAGGAGAUGAUGCAAUUAUAUUAAAAGAACCAAAAAGAAUAUUUAAUUUAGAUGAGACAUGUUUUAAUUUAGCCCCUAAAGGUGAGUUAAUUCUUGGGGAACGAGGGAAAAAUGUAUACGAUGAACAUUCUAAUUCUAAUAAAGAGAAUAUUACAACUCUUUUCGCAACAAAUGCUUUGGGAACUUGGGCACCUCCUCUUACAUUAUACAAAUAUGAGAGAAUACCAGCUAUCAUCGCUAGGUCUGCGCCACCAAAUUGGGGAAUAGGUAAAUCAGAGAAUGGAUGGAUGACAUCGGAAACCUUUUUUGAGUAUAUGUCAAAUAUUUUUCUACCAUUUCUUAUUGAAAAUAAUAUUGAAAGACCAGUCAUUGUAUUUUUAGAUGGACAUAAAUCACACCUCAGCUUGUAUCUUAGUAAAUUCUGUCAUGAAAAUAAGAUUAUACUGGUCGCUUUAUAUCCUAACUCUACCCAUAUAAUACAACCUCUUGAUGUGGCAGUAUUUGGUCCACUAAAGAGCAAAUGGAAAAGAAUUGUUAAGCAGUGGCGGAUUGAAAAUGAUAAAGAAAUUUCCAAAUUUGAUAUACCCUUAGCUUUGUCUGGCAUUAUUAACAAUCCAGAAAUGAAAACAAACGUUGAAUCCGGAUUUAGAGCAACUGGUUUGUACCCAUUUGACUCCAAUAAUGUUGAUUAUUCUAAAAUAAUUGUCCGGACAAAUCAAUUGAAACAGAUUGAUUUAAAUGUUGAAAAUCUAAUGUCCCAUUUAGUUUUUAUAGAAAACAAAAUAUUUAAAAUUGAUGUAGAUCUAUUAGGUAAAUUUAAAAGAGCUGAAAGAGGAGGUUAUGCAUGGGAUGGAAACGAGGAAGCUGUAUUAUUAUUCAAAUUGUGGCUAGAAGUUAAAAAUGAUAUAAAGAACUAUGAUCACGUUAGUACUUCUACACCUGUUUCAUCACCACCUAUUGAUUAUCAACUGAGCCCAACAAAUUAUAAUGGACCAACUCAUGAUAGACCAACUACUUCCAAUCAAACAUCAGAACAAACAAAUUUAACAUUAUAUGAGGAUUCACUUUCUAAUGAGAAUGCACUACCAAACAAUGGCAUGAGUCAAAACACGUCAUCAAUCACAUCUGAAUCUCAGCAGUCUGUAAGAUCAGAACCAAGUAGUAUUAUAAUGUCAGCCAAAAGAUCUCUACAAAACGUUUUUGAUGACAUAAUUAAGUGGCCAGUACAAAAAGAAACUACAUCAAAAAGAAAAAAAGAAUAUACACCAAGUGUAAUAACAUCUAAAAAAUGGAUAGAAUAUUAUGAGUUAAAAGAUCAAGAAAAAUUAGAUAAAGAGAUACAAAAAGAAAACAAAAAAAAAGCUGCACAGGAAAAAAAGAAGAAAAUUGAGCAAAAUAAAAUAGAAAAAGUAAAAUUAAAAGAAUUAAAAAAGAUAGAGUUGGCUGAAUCAGAUGAAAGUUCAGAAUUAAAUGAUAGUUGGUGUUCUAGUCAAAGCGAUGCUAGUGAGUCACUUGCCAUUCCAUUGGGACAAUUGGAUUUGGUUUUAAGUAUUACAGACCUUAAACCUGGUGAUUAUAUUCUAGUUAAAUUUGAAUCUAAAAACAAAAAAAAGAUCACCUACAAGUAUGUUGCAACAGUUCAAAAAUUAGUUGAAGAUACAGAUGUUGAGAUACAGUGUUUUGAGGCUGUGGACGAAGAAAAUACUGAAUAUAUUCCAAUAGAAAAUGAUAUAUCUAUGGUUGAGUUAAAAGAUAUUAUAGGAAAACUACCUUACCCUGAACUUAAGAAAAGUGGUAGACAACUUAAGUCAGUAUUUCCUGGAGUUGUUGAUACAUUUGAAAAAUGUUAAAGGUAUUUAAAUAGGUACUGCGUAUGAAAUAUUAUGUUUUUAUUCCUACUGAAUUUGUUAUUUAUUUUUUACUUGU